Planococcus citri (citrus mealybug) is the source of this 1476-nucleotide messenger RNA. RefSeq lists its product as uncharacterized. Bases 227 to 1114 code for a protein of 295 amino acids. The transcript is spliced from 4 exons. NCBI's taxonomy places the organism in Eukaryota, Metazoa, Arthropoda, Insecta, Hemiptera, Pseudococcidae. The record is from RefSeq and is a predicted model, not a curated record.
UGUUUUGUUCUUUUGUUUUCUUAUCAUGGAAUUUUCUUUAUCAAUCGGAUGUUCAGAAAUAGUUCAGAAUUUGGAAUUUUCUCAGAAAAAGUUGGUAUAAAUUGGAAUAAAAUCCCACUGAAUUGUAAUCGCAUACGUGAUUAGGAUCAUAAAGAGAAAUUUUAGUAUUUGGAAAAUGGAGAUUUGAACGGAUAUCAUUUGAUGAAGUCAUCGAUAACGUUUCAUAAUGUUGAAUAAUAUCGAAGAAAACUUCAUUUUCGAAUUUCUGGAAGAUUUUCCGGAACCGGAUUUGUUUUCCAUCGCUCUUAACAUCACUAAACAUAACAUUACACCUUCAAAUCGCCAAGAUGCGCUGAAAAUUAUUUGCCUGCAUUCCACUUGCGUUGAAACGGUCCUGGAAAAGAGAAAAAUCACGAAGAGCUACUUGUCUCAGUUUUUACAUAAGAAUCACAUACCAAUAACCGAUUCGUGGGAUAAACCUGCAUUAAUCAGAAAAGUAAUCGAACAUUGGAAUAUUAAGAAUCCGUUAGCGAGUAUCAAAAGUGAAAGUAAUCUUGAUCACGUUCAAAAUGCUUCCUCUAGUGGAAAUCCAUACAACGACAAUAUUCAAUCUCAGAUACCGGAUCACAACUCAUCGCAGGAAUAUUAUUAUCAAUUAGCGCGUCAAUUCAGCGAUUGGUACUACACGUUAAUUAACGACGAAAAUUUAUCGAAUCUUGGUCCAGAACAUUUCUUCACUGAUUCUCGAAUGAAACUUGAGUUACAAGAUAGACAUAGUACUGAUGUCACCGAAGCGACUAAUUCAACUGAUAUAGUUCAAGCUCUACGUGAUGUAAAAUUAAGAUAUAAUUUUAAAUUUUUACCGAAUCUAAAUCCGGACGCAAUUCGUUACAAUGCAGAUAUUCAUGGUCAAGUUAUGGUCAUGGUAGGAGGUACAUUACAUACUAAUGCUAGUCAAGUCGUUGGAUUAUUUGAACAGAUGUUUUUACUAAUCAGAGACCCUUCUGAUAAUAAUAAUUGGAAAGUGAAAAAUAGCAAAGUGAUGCUGAGAAGUUCAAAUGCCAUCGAGCAAGCACCCGCUCAAGCGUCGUCUGCUUUAGAAUUAUACUCGUGAUUUAUUUAUUAUUUGUUAAAAAGUAAAUUUUCAUUUGUAUUUUUUAAUUUUAUAAUCAAAUAAAUUAUUUAUUUAUUUAUUUAAUGGAACGAUUAUGUACGAUUUUCUUAUGUAAUCUCAUGUGCUUGCACGCGUACAAUCAGUUUGACAAUUUGUACUCCGGUGCCUUCACAUAUGAGUUUAAUGUAGAAGUAGAUAUUAAUUUAUUUCAAGUUCAUCACCGUAGUUGGGUAAUUAUUUUAGUGUUAUGAGAAAAUUGCUGUUUUUUUUGUACCCUAUCCUCGCGUAUUUUGAGUUUUAAGAACUUAUAUUUUUUAAAAUACAAUUUCGCAUCUGUAUGAAGUAAAGAUUUGAGUUUUGUU